AUCCCCUAGCUCAGGCCGUCCUGCCCUGUCCCACCUGCUCCCACCCGCUGUGAGAUGAGCGACACUCAAGACUUGGCCACUUUGCCCGAGGUUGCCACCCAGGUGAAGCUGGGGCGCUGGAGCCAUCCAGGUGGGGGGAGUGGGUCUGUCCAUCAGCGCCCGCACCAGGAGCUCCAGGCCUUUCUCAACCUGCUGGAGCACAGCUUCCUCCAGGAAUUCCUUUCCAAAGAUCCCUGUUUCCAGAUUUCAGAUAAGUAUCUUCUGGCCAUGGUGCUGGUCUACUUCCGGCGCGCCAACCUGAAGCUCCACGAGUACACCCACAGCAACCUGUUCCUGGCUCUGUUUCUCGCCAAUGACAUGGAGGAGGAUGUGGAGGACCCCAAAUGCGUGAUUUUUCUGUGGGCCCUGGGAAAAGACUGGCAUCUCCGGGUGGCGGAUUUCCUGCAUCAAAGGGAUAAGCUGUGGGCCCGGAUGGGCUUCCGGGCCAUGGUGAGCCGCGAGUGCUGUGAGGAGGUCAUGGCCAAGGAGCCGUCCCACUGGGCCUGGACUCGAGAGCGGCACCCCCAGCAUGGUGGGGCUCAGAGGGGUCCAAAGGCCCAGGUCCUCCUUCCUGGGCCCCCCAGCCCCUCGCCACCUCCCUGUUCCCUCCACGGCCAGCCCCCUUCCCACAGCCAGUGCUGCCACCAGCCCCCCCCGGUGCCUGUCUUAUCCAAGUGCCCUUCCCCAAACCCUGAGUGGCAUUGCGCUCCCCUCCAAGCUUGCCUCUCAGUGGCCGAAGACCCCUUGGCGGGCGGCUUCCUCAUCAUCCCGCCCCCCCAACUGCAGCUGGAGCCGGGCACCUACACUCUCCACAUCCUCCCGAAGCCUCCACCGUGCCCUGGGUGCUGACACUCGCUGGGUGAAGAGUAGCCCACCUGCUCGCCCGCUGACCCAAGGCCCACUAGCUGUGGGCCCCCCACCCCAGCCUUCUGUCCUAUUGACGUCAGGCUGGCUGAACUGCCCAGGCCCCCUGUCACCUCCUCCCAGAUGUACCCACUCUGACCCUGGCCCCUCUAAUAAACUCGUGUCCAUAGGACACCGA
Molecule: messenger RNA, 1081 nt
Organism: Mustela erminea (ermine)
Lineage: Eukaryota; Metazoa; Chordata; Mammalia; Carnivora; Mustelidae
Gene: SPDYC
Product: speedy/RINGO cell cycle regulator family member C
Exons: 7
Coding region: 55-888 (277 amino acids)
Biological process (GO): positive regulation of cyclin-dependent protein serine/threonine kinase activity
Molecular function (GO): protein kinase binding
Source: RefSeq, a predicted model, not a curated record